CGAAUAAAUUUUAUCGGUGGCUCACAGUUAAAGUAAAAUAUUAGAAAUUACCUCUUAAUUGCACACUUGUGAAACAAUUAAUUUCCGCCCUAUUGCAUGCUCAUAUGGCUCAUGAUUUAACUAUGCUUCAUGCACCUUUAAUAAGGUACUCCCUCUGUCCCAAAAUGUAAGGCGCCUAAGGAUUGGUCAAAAGUCAAAUCUUGCUAACUUUGACUAAAUAUUUAGAAAAAAAUAUCUACAUCUUCAACAUUGAAUGGACACAUUAAGAAAAUAUACUUUAUGCUGAAUCUGUUGAUACUGAUUCAGUAUUGUAAUUGUUCAUAUUUUUGUGUAUAAACUUGGUCAAACUUAGAAUACUUUGACUUUUGACUAAUCCUUAGACGCCUUACAUUUUGGGACGGAGUGAGUAUCAUAUUUCGAUUAUAGUUUUCUACAUAUAUUAUUAUUACUCUACAUAUAUUAGUAUUACUUCCAUGCAAUACAUAUUAGUAUAAAAGUAUGAAUCACGAGCUUUACUUAUAUAUCGCCAAUUCGUCAUGUUGCUCUUGCUGAUUUACAGUUAAAUGAUGAAAUCUGAUUACUUUAAUUUUGCUCAAGUUUGUGAAUACAGCUUGUGAUGUAUACAAUUCUUAUGUUGGUGGUCAAAUAUUUAUUCCAUGUUUGUAGAAUGUAAAUGAUCUGGAACUUAAAAUGGAAAGCUUGUUACAAGGCAGAGUAAAGCUUGCUUUCUGUAUACUCACUGCAAGAUGAUGUGGCGUAGUAAGCAUCGGCUCUAAAUAGUCCUUUCACUACACAAUCAUGGUUGGCUCAGUUGCUUGUGAAUCAUCAGACAAAGUUACCAGCCUCAAGUCACAUUUGGUGUCACUGGAGAGAAAAAAUGCUGAACUGAAAAGUCAGAUUAAUGAACUGUCCAUGAAACUUCAGUUGGCUGGACAAGGAAAAAAUGAGUCUCUCUAUAAGGCUGGUCCUUUUGGAACUGUCAAGGCUUUGAGAACGAAUCCAACAGUAAUACCUGAUGAAUCUGUUAAUCCCAGGCUGGCCAAGAUACUGGAAGAAGUUGCAGUAAAGAAGGAGCUCGUUGUUGCAUUAGCAAACUCCAACGUAAGGGAGAUGCUUGAAGUUUGGUUUACCAACAUCAAGCGAGUUGGCAUUCCAAAUUAUCUUGUUGUAGCAUUGGAUGACAAUAUAGAGAACUUCUGCAAAUCAAAUGGUGUCCCAGUUUACCGCCGGGAUCCUGAUGAAGGCGUCGACAGCAUUGCAAAAACUGGUGGAAACCAUGCAGUUUCUGGACUGAAGUUUCGUGUUUUAAGAGAGUUCUUGCAGCUUGGAUAUAGUAUUCUCCUCUCUGAUAUUGAUAUUAUUUUCUUGAGGAAUCCCUUUGAUCACCUUUACAGAGAUUCUGAUGUUGAGUCAAUGAGUGAUGGUCACACCAAUAUGACAGCUUAUGGUUUCAAUGAUGUGUUUGAUGAGCCCUCUAUGGGUUGGGCUAGAUAUGCGCACACAAUGCGGAUUUGGGUUUACAACUCUGGAUUUUUCUACAUAAGACCAACGAUUCCAGCAAUUGAACUUUUGGAUCGAGUAGCUGGACGCUUGUCUCGGGAGAAAGCAUGGGACCAAGCAGUUUUUAACGAGGAACUCUUCAUUCCGUCUCACCCAGGCUAUGAAGGUCUUCAUGCGUCCAGAAGAACUAUGGAUAUGUAUCUGUUUAUGAACAGCAAAGUUCUCUUCAAGACUGUAAGGAAAGAUGCUCAGCUCAGCAAGUUAAAGCCAGUAAUUGUGCAUUCAAACUACCAUCCUGACAAGCUAGAUCGGAUGAAAGCUAUCAUCGAGUUCUACGUCAAUGGGAAACAAAAUGCACUGCAACAUUUCCCCGAUGGGUCAGAAUGAAAGCUAGCAUCGAAUUCUACGUCAACGGAAAUGAAAUGCCCUGCAACAUGUCCCUGAUGGGUCAGAAUGAUAAAUCUAUACCUUCUGGCACAUCAAAUCUACACCUAGUUGUGAGCUUGUGGGGGUUCUCUGGGCACUUUUUGCUAACGGGCAAGUUGAUCCGAUGAGAUAAUACUGGCAUAUAUGGAUCCAUUGAGUGUGAGCUGUUUUGACUUAUGCGUAAUCUCUAACCUGAACACUCAUGUACUGAACGUGUAACCUAGCAGCUUUGAUGGCAUGUUGUGUUGAUACUGAUUUGGAUAGUUGGGUGGUGUUUAUCUAUCGGUUUGCCUCUUUUCCUUUUGUUGUUGUUGGGGAUAAAACUCAUUAAAAUCUUGAAUAUAUUUAGUUUCGGAUUA
Messenger RNA from Lolium rigidum, 2285 nucleotides. Its product is annotated as arabinosyltransferase RRA3-like. Gene Ontology annotation, molecular function: glycosyltransferase activity. The coding region runs from base 799 to 1887 and encodes 362 amino acids. Gene Ontology annotation, biological process: root hair cell development. The transcript has 2 exons. The record is from RefSeq and is a predicted model, not a curated record. Lineage: Eukaryota; Viridiplantae; Streptophyta; Magnoliopsida; Poales; Poaceae.